Molecule: messenger RNA, 2910 nt
Organism: Penicillium maclennaniae
Lineage: Eukaryota; Fungi; Ascomycota; Eurotiomycetes; Eurotiales; Aspergillaceae
Product: transcriptional regulator family TF
Exons: 7
Coding region: 1-2910 (969 amino acids)
Biological process (GO): DNA-templated transcription; regulation of DNA-templated transcription
Cellular component (GO): nucleus
Molecular function (GO): protein heterodimerization activity; sequence-specific DNA binding; zinc ion binding
Source: RefSeq, a predicted model, not a curated record
AUGUCGUCGACCUCUCCCUCGAAGGAGCCGGAGGUUGAACCCGAGGUGCAAUCGGGUGAAGACCAGGAGCAAAUGGACAAAGAUCAGCAAGACCAGAUACAUGGACAGGGCGAGUUCGAGGUGAAGGAACAAGAUCGGUGGCUCCCGAUUGCAAAUGUUGCCCGUAUCAUGAAGUUGGCUCUACCCGACAAUGCGAAAAUAGCAAAAGAAGCCAAGGAGUGCAUGCAAGAAUGCGUGAGCGAAUUUAUCUCGUUCAUCACCAGUGAAGCUUCGGAGAAGUGCCAGCAAGAAAAGCGCAAAACUGUCAAUGGCGAGGAUAUUUUGUUUGCGAUGACUUCGCUCGGUUUCGAGAACUAUGCCGAGGCUCUUAAGAUCUAUCUCUCCAAGUAUCGCGAGACCCAGUCUGCGCGAGGCGAGAACCAGAACCGACCCCCAAGCAGCGGCUACGGUGCUGGAGGUCCCGUCGGAGGCGGUCAGGGUCGAUUUCCCGAAGGCGCCGAGGGUGCCAACACCAUCAUGAACCCAAACAUGGACCCCUCUGAGCAGGACACUUCUGCUCGCAUUGACUGCCCCUUUACCCUCGGUAACCGUUUGACACGAUGCCCUGAACCUGAACCGAUUGAAAAUAAUGCAGAGCCGUGGCCAAAUCGCACAUGGAAUGAUGUCGAUGGUCCUCCUGCAAUGUCCUCCGUCAACGAUAACGCCUCCUCGCCGCUCGCGGGCGAUGGGGUGAGCAAGCGCAAGCAAGGCUCCGCCGCCUGUGUCCACUGCCACCGGCGCAAGGUCCGCUGCGAUGCCCGUAUGGUCGGAACGCCCUGUACAAACUGUCGCACAUCUGGAAAAAGCGACUGCCGUAUUCACGAAAAGAAGAAGCGCCUGGCAGUGCGUUCGAUCCUCGACCCCGUUCCGAUCCGAUCUCGGCCUUUCCCGACUUCUGAUCAGAGCGCCAUUCCCCCAACGACGGCCGGCACCCCACAGCCGCCAAGCUUUCCCUCUACGUUUCAAGGUGGCCCGGCGAUCACACCUCUUACAAACAAUUUACCGCCACAAACAUUCUUGUCCAAUGCCGCGCCGGAGAAUUUCGGGCGCCAAGGCCCGGAUCUGUCGCAUGCCCGCGAGGCACAUACGGAGAUGGAGCAACACCUCGUCAAGCUUAUUGAUGAGGAAGAAUCUGGCCGAAGAGAAAUCCAGAGAGGCGUGCGCGCAUUCUAUGUAGGACAUGAGCAUUCGAAUAUGUCCUUCCUGAUUCGCCAACAACGGGAUCAGGACGAUAAUGUAUACCACUUUGCAAGCAAUGAGAUACCGCGACGACAGACAAAAACUGUUCAGGAUCAGCUAUUGAUGGAUGCGUUGACUCUACCCGAGCCGGCUCUGGCAGAUGAACUGGUACAGGCAUACUUCUCCUGCGUCAACCCCGGAUAUCCUAUCGUUGACGAAGACCUCUUCAUGACACAAUACCGCAACCGCGACCCGUCGGAUCCACCGCCCGUCUUGCUGCUUCAAGCUAUUUUGCUUGUAGGAGCACACGUCACCCGCCCGAAAGUUGAGCGGGAUGCUCUCAAAGAGAUUUUCUUCCGUCCGGCCCUGCUCCUGACAUGGCAUUCGGACAGUGCCGACGACGAUGUGGCGGCAGAUGCUCACUUUUGGGUUGGUGUGGCUGCACGAAUCGCCACCGGACUUGGAAUGCAUCGCAAUCCUGUGUCUAGUAGCUUUGUGACGCGAGACAGGCGCAUGUGGAGACGGGUCUGGUUCAUCAUGGUGCAAUUCGAUGUCAUGGUGUCGCUUUCAUACGGCCGUCCUCAGGCUAUCAACUUGGACGACUCUGAUGUGUCUCCUUUGACGCUUGCCGACUUUGAAAAUUGCGGGCCUCGUGUGCAAUCAGAGUUUGUAAUCCAUUUUACGGAGCUUUGCACGAUGAUCUCGUACCUCAUUCGUGAUCGAUUCGGAUUACGUGCCAAUGAUGAACGACGGAAAGCUGUCCUUCAAGAAGCCGAUGAGUCCCUAGCAAAUUGGUCAUUAAAGCUUCCCGAUAACCUCCGUCUUCGAGCCUCUGACAUGGACCCUUGGUCUGCUAUGCUUCAUCUUACCUAUAACAAUUUCCUGAUUCUGCUGCAUCGGCCUCAUCCACGAGCCUCUGCAUACUCGGACGAUUACGGUCCCCACGACGCGGAGAUUUGUAGUGCUGCCGCUGGAGUUAUCGCUUCUAUCUUCGAGGAGCUUAGACUCAACGACCGGCUCAAGUUCCUUUGGUACACGGGCGUUCACACUCUAUUCACAGCCAUGAUUCAAGUCCGGGUCGAGCUACGAUUUUCAAACCCGGUCCUGGCGAUCAAUGCCUUGCGUCGUUUCGAUUCGGCAUCUUAUUCGCUCCGGGAACUAGCUCAGUACUGGGUCCAUGCAGGUACGAUUCUGCGACUCUUCGAGGACUCCAAGCGUCUCCAGGAAGACUUGCGCACAGCUACCAGCGAUCGAUCUAAGCCGUAUAACGGUGCUCCUAAAAUACCAGUCACAACUCCCGAUCCGACAGCGGCUAUGCAGGCUGUACAGACACCACGGCCACUUUCCUAUGGCGUUCCCACUCCAGAGUCUACUCAUACACCGAUGCAAGCAACAUUGUCACCGCAACCACCACAGCCGCAGUUUGAUAACUGGAUCACUGCGCCACUCCGACUCAAUGUUGGCCCACUGGAGCGAAAUGACCCAUAUGCCAAUACAAUGCAGGUGGAUUCCAUGGAGCAAAGCCGCGACUAUCCAGAUUGGCGCCAGCUCUUCUCCUUUGCAGAUUCCGACCUUCCCGCACCCAUGCCCAUGGAGGGACUUAUGGAAUUAGAAGACGAAUGGCGGCAGAUUUAUUGGCAAGAUACGCCAAUGGCGGAUAUUAUGCAGGACGGUGGCUGGAUUCCUGGCUAG